Molecule: messenger RNA, 3443 nt
Organism: Carassius carassius (crucian carp)
Lineage: Eukaryota; Metazoa; Chordata; Actinopteri; Cypriniformes; Cyprinidae
Product: disintegrin and metalloproteinase domain-containing protein 11-like
Exons: 26
Coding region: 281-2623 (780 amino acids)
Biological process (GO): proteolysis
Molecular function (GO): metalloendopeptidase activity
Source: RefSeq, a predicted model, not a curated record
AGGUGCGGGUGGGAGUCCCGCAGAAGGAGCGUUUCAAUCCCAACAUGAAUUCCACCCGCAAUCUCUGACCGACAGCAACACGAGCCAUUUAAGCAGACAUCACGGCGCCUCGCGCAAGCGGAUACUUUCCAGUAGUCUUUUCCAUCAGAGUCUGUUUGUUUUCCACGGAUGCCCUUAACGUCUUCCUCGUGACUUCAGCAACCCCACGGAACGGGAUGAGGCGGUAAAUGUCGCGUUUCGCAUCUUUUCGCUCUGGUUGAAGCAGCAGGAGUAUGUGAUCAUGUUGGCGACGCGCUGCCUCCUCCUGUGGGCUGCGGUCACCGCGCGACUCGCCGUUACAGGCUGGGGCAGCAGCAUCAAGCGGGACGGAGCGGAACGGGGAAGCGAACAGAACGCGUAUGCGGAGGAGCUCACGCAGCCUCAGCGGCUGCUGCAGCGGACUGACGCGGAGGAGGAGCUGCCACACGGGCACUUGGGUACUCUAGUAAAGAUUGAUGCUGAUGGAACGCAUCCCAUUCAUUUGGCUCAGAUCUCAUUCCAGGUGACGGCGUUUGGAAUCCCAUUUGUUCUAGACCUGGAGCUCAAUCAUGAUCUCCUGUCGUCUAACUAUGUUGAACGCCACUUCGACGAGGAUGGGCGACCUUUUCAAAGUCUGGGAGGAGAGCACUGUUACUAUCACGGUCACGUGAGAGGAGUUCAGAGGUCAUGGGCAGCUCUCUCCACCUGUCAUGGCCUACAAGGGAUGUUCUCAGAUGGCAACUUUUCAUACGGCAUUGAGCCCUUGCACAACAGCAGUGAUCAGGAUGCAAAUACUCAUGUUGUAUACAGAAUGGCAGACAUCCGGUUGAGACCACAUUCCUCAGGAAGCACCAGGAACAGCAGUGACUCUGACAUUAACACUGAGUAUCCCGUUUCUAUGGAAACGAAUGAGCCGAAGCUCACAGAUGGGCUGAGACGGGCAAAAAGACAGGUUCGGAGGGGUCCACGCACAGUUCAGAUUGAAACAAAGUAUGUAGAGCUACUAAUAGUCAAUGAUUAUGAACUGUUUGUACAGAUGAGAAGAUCAGCCCCUCAGACGAGAAACUUUGCCAAAGCUGUAGUUAACAUGGCUGAUGCUAUUUACAAGGAGCAGCUGAACACUAGAAUAGUGCUUGUCGCCAUGGAGACAUGGUCAACUCAGAACAUGGUUUCCAUCGGCGAUGACCCUUUGGUGACCCUACGUGACUUUAUGAAAUACAGGAAGGAGAACAUCAAAGAGAAGAAUGAUGCAGCUCACCUGUUCUCGGGACGCACAUUUCAGAGCAGAAGCAGUGGCACUGCUUACAUUGAUGGGAUCUGCUCACCAACACGAGGAGGAGGAGUCAAUGAGUAUGGAAACGUGGGGCCCAUGGCUAUAACCUUGUGUCAGAGUUUAGGACAGAACCUUGGUAUGAUGUGGAAUAAAGAUCGUGCUACUGCAGGAGACUGUAAGUGUCCAGAUCCGUGGUUAGGCUGCAUCAUGGAGGAUACCGGAUACUAUCUACCCAGAAAGUUUUCACGGUGCAGUAUAGAGGAGUACAUUCAAUUCCUCCAGCAAGGAGGAGGGAGUUGCCUCUUCAAUAAACCUAACAAGUUGUUGGAUCCUCCUGAAUGUGGCAAUGGCUUUGUGGAACAAGGAGAAGAAUGUGAUUGUGGCUCCCAAGUGGAUUGCUCUCGUGCUGGGGGUGCAUGCUGUAAAAAAUGCACUUUGACCCAUGAUGCAAUGUGUAGCAAUGGACUCUGUUGUAGCCGUUGCAAGUAUGAGCAGAGAGGAGUGAUCUGCAGGGAUGCAGUGAAUGACUGUGAUGUGCCGGAAACAUGCACUGGUGAUUCGAGUAAAUGUCCACAUAAUGUCCACAAACUGGAUGGUUACAUGUGCAAUGCUGGACUGGGGCGCUGCUAUGGAGGUAGCUGCAAGACCAGGGAUGCCCAGUGUCAGGCGCUCUGGAGCCACAAUGCAGCAGAUCGCAUGUGUUAUGAGAAGCUGAACACUGAAGGUACGGAACGUGGCAACUGUGGUCAGGACAGCAGCUCACACAGCUGGAUUCAGUGCAAUAAACAGGAUGUGUUGUGCGGAUUUUUAUUAUGCACUAAUAUCACAGUGAAACCACGGUAUGGAGACUUAAAUGGAGAAAUCACAAGUCUUACCAUCUACCAUCAGAACAAGUACCUGGAUUGUCGCGGGGGUCAUGCAGUGUUAGACGAUGGCACUGAUCUCGGGUACGUGGAAGACGGCACGCCGUGUGGUCCUAAUAUGAUGUGCCUGGACCGUCGCUGUCUGCCGGUCACCACCUUCAACCUGUCAUCCUGUCCCGGGUCGUCCUCUUCUCACGUGUGCUCUGAUCAUGGGACGUGCAGUAAUGAAGUGAAGUGUAUCUGCGAUGCAGACUACACUGGGAAGGACUGCAGUGUAUAUGACCCUAUUCCAGACCCCCAGCCUCAAGACGGUCCUGAGAAGUACAAAGGUCCGAGUGGUACAAACAUCAUCAUUGGCUCAAUAGCGGGAGCGAUACUGCUGGCAGCUAUAGUAUUGGGAGGAACAGGCUGGGGCUUCAAAAAUAUCAGAAGAGGAAGGUAUGACCCUGCCCAACAAGACAUGAUGUGAUGCAUACAUCCAUGUCCACCUGACACAUAUUGCACCAGCCGUUUUCACGUCUUCGCCUGCCCAUUUAGUUUCUCUGAGUCUUGUUUUAUUCUGGUUUAUUUUAUUUUAAAUGUUUGCAUUUCCUUCGUUACAAAUUCAUUUCAAUGCACCGAUCAAUACAUCACAUUUGUUCCCUAACUCCAUUACACAGUUACAUUCCAUUACAUAAUGCAUUUUAUUAGAUUACCAGUACAAUAACAUUGGCCAGUUUAUUUGGUAUUUAUAAUAAUGCCAAUAUUGUUGUCAAACACUAUUAAUAUUCACUAACUGAGUAUUAUUUUAUAUCAAAUAUCUUGUCAUUUUAAGAUUCAGAUUGCACAUUUUUGAGGCUAAUACAGCCUCCUCCACAAAUACACAUUGGUAUAUAAACUGUAUGGGCAAAUAAUGUCUCAAAUUAUCCUUUUGAUCUUUCAAAUUAUUCACAGAAAUCUAACCUUUAUUUUAAGUUAAAUAAUUAAGAGGGGAAAAACUUGUCUUCUUAUGGUGAAACAUUUAUACAGAAAUGUUUAUAUUCCACAAUUAAAAGAGGGCAUUCCUUUAUUUUGCAGCCACCCUUUGCCAUGAUAAUCUUAUCCUAUCAUGUGUUGUAAGGUUGAUGACUCACAUAAAGCAAGAGAUCUGACACCAGUCCUCUAUACAAAAUCUCUUCAAAACCUUCAUUAUGUGAGCAGUGAACCAUGUGUGCUUUGAAUCCUUGUUUCAACCGUUGAACCAUAUAUUUUCUCUGAUUUGUGCUGCUUAAACUUUUGUCAAAAAUCAUCACUACAUUCUCAAGUCUUCC